This is a messenger RNA of Aspergillus niger, 2250 nucleotides long. RefSeq lists its product as uncharacterized. The record is from RefSeq and is a predicted model, not a curated record. The transcript is spliced from 5 exons. Gene Ontology annotation, molecular function: RNA binding. NCBI's taxonomy places the organism in Eukaryota, Fungi, Ascomycota, Eurotiomycetes, Eurotiales, Aspergillaceae. The annotation marks the transcript as partial.
CCCGCCUCCCUCCUAGCUCCUCCUCCCCCCGAUGUCCCUCCCUCUUCCUCCCAUGCCGCUCAAGACACCCCCAGUGCGAGCGAGGUAGACCACGCAGUCGCCAGCUGGACCGCCCAGCCCGCGCCGCAAACUCGCCUAGAGCCCCAGAGCAAAGCUGAUGAUAACACUGGUGAGGAUGGUGUCGAUUUCCAGAACCUCCUCGAUAAUCUACCCCCUUCUUCCACUGCGCCCUCUGCCCCUGCGGUCUCAGAGACGGCGCCUUUGUCAGCAGACGUUUCUGCCCUUCCCCAGGCAGGAACGGAUGACGAGGCGCUCCAAUCUUCCCUGGGACUUCCCCCUCGCCCCCCUCCCCAGGAGAAGCCCUCUAUCCAUCCCAACUACAAUGCCAGUGAUGACAUCCGGUCAUAUCACCAGCUCCCCCCUAAUACUUCCAAUGCACAAUCCUCCCCCUCCUCCACCUACACCGCCCAGCAGAGUAAUUAUCAGUCCAAUCUGGGCCUCCCAUCAUUGGCUGCGGCUGGCGCACCGGGGACGUCCUCGGGUGCCAGCGCUUUGCCCCCUCCCCCCGUGCCGAGUUUCCAACAGUCUACAUCUACUACUUCCGAGUCUCAGGGUUCCCCAGGACCAGUGAAUAACAGAAAGGCUGGAAGUGAACGGGUAGUGGCCCGGCAGAACAAGGGUUCCGAUGAAGACACACCAUGGGGCCCCGAGGUGCAGAAGAAGUACGAUGAGUUUCUGCAUGAUGAAAGGAUCUACGUAACUGAAGGUCUUUGGGACCGGUUUCCGCCGGGUUCUAGAUUGUUUGUCGGUAAUCUGCCCACCGAAAGAGUGACGAAGCGUGACUUAUUCCACAUAUUCCACAAAUUUGGAAAGUUGGCUCAGAUAUCCAUCAAGCAAGCCUAUGGAUUUAUCCAGUUUCUUGAAUCGUCUGCCUGUAAACAGGCUCUCGACGCUGAGCAAGGAGCCGUUGUUAGAGGACGCAAAGUCCAUCUUGAAAUCUCGAAGCCACAGAGGAGUACAAGACCCGGGGCCGCCCCGGCAGAACCUUCUCGUGCUCCUCCCAGGCGCUCGAGGUCUCCAGAAUUCAGCCGGAGUGGUCCUUCCGGAAGCCGCAGUACGAGAGCCCCGGCUGAUCGUUACGAUCGUCCGUACGAAUCGGGGCGCGUGCCAUUCAGCGAUUUUAGGGAUGAGCCCGGCCACCGUAGACGUGACGACUAUCGACCACCCCCUCCGCCUCGCUCGCCGUCUCCUCGUGCUUUCCGCGCUAGGGAUGGGUACCGGUCUCGAGAUAGGACUCCAGAGCGGUACGAUCGACGUGAAAGGCGGCGUUCUCGGUCACCAUACACGAGGGAUCGCAGGUAUCGCAGCCCAAGCCCACGGGGUCGUGGGUCUUACGAAAGCGAUGCAGACCUGCCCGUUCCUCGGCGAGCUCCAAGAGACGUACCGGAAGUGCAGAUCCUUGUGCUCGAGGAAUUGGAUCGCAACUUCAUUUUCUUUGUGGAGAACUCUUUCCGUAACCGGGGUCUCCGGGUGGAUGUGCUUGUCCUUGGACCCCGAAUCCCCCUGAACGCUGCUGUUCAACGACAGAUCCAGGAGGGCGUCCUUGCGGUAGUGAGGCUUUCACGCCCGAGUCAGUUCUCUAGGAAAAUCCCCCUGCAGGUGUUUGACCGAAGCGGAGGGCCAGACAACGUUCGCUCCAACGAGUACCCUGAUGUCGAGCCCAGUAUCGCCGCCGAGAUUGUGUUCCAUGCCCAGUCGAUGCAGCGUGGCGCUCCCCCGGCGCCUUUCCCUCCGAACCCGGCAUUUGGGAUUCCCCCGCUUCCUGCUCCGGCCGCAACAGUGCCUCCUCAGGCACCGCUGCCCACCGUCGCCAAUCAGCCCAGUAUUGCCAACCUGAUUACCUCCCUUGACGCGCCCACGCUACAGUCGCUGUUGGGAGUGCUCCAGCAACGGCCGCCCGCUGUGCCAACGGCGCAGCAGCCGUUUCCUAGUGCCAGCACGCCGCAUGGCGCAGCAGACCUCGCUAGCCUGCUGAACGCUGCCACUCGCCAGCCUGUUGCUGCUAACCCGCAACAGCCACUGCCUCCACAGCCCUUUCCUCUGCAGGCGCCCAAUGCUCCUUUGGUAUCCGAUCCCAACUUAAUUUCGUUGCUUGCCAAGGGACUCGGAGGCCAGCAGCCUCAAAACCAGGCAGCCGUUGGUCCCCAGGUGCAGAACAUCAUGAACCAACUGGGCAAAUGGAAGCAAUGA